AUGAAGGCGUUCUUAGACAAUCUUGCUCAUGUUCUCGAUGCCAGGAGAAGUAAGCACCAAGUGAUUCUGGGCGAUUUCAACGCAACUCCUGGUUUACGCCGUAAUGAAGAGCGAUACAUUGGUAACAAUUCCUCAGGAGCUCGAAAUCACCGUGGACAAAUGUUGGCCGACUUUUGUGAGGAAAGAAAGCUAUUUCUUGCUAACUCGUUCUUCAAAAAGAGACUUGACGAUCGGUGGACAUGGCGAAAUGAUGCCUUGGGACUGAAGAAAGAGAUUGAUUAUGUAUUGUUGAGAAGUAUGAAGGGCGUUGUCGAUGUAGGAGUGCUCACUAGUGUUAACACGGGGAGUGAUCACCGCAUGUUAAGAUGUAAAAUGCGUCUGAAUCCGAUCUCAAGUAAGAAGACCAAGAGGAUUCCCCGUUAUCGACAGCGACUUAUUGUGUUCAACCGCUCAAUGUUUACUACAUGA
Cooperia oncophora is the source of this 468-nucleotide messenger RNA. NCBI's taxonomy places the organism in Eukaryota, Metazoa, Nematoda, Chromadorea, Rhabditida, Trichostrongylidae. The record is from the annotation of a GenBank genome assembly.